This is a messenger RNA of Epinephelus fuscoguttatus (brown-marbled grouper), 3592 nucleotides long. RefSeq names its product formyl peptide receptor-related sequence 4-like. Gene Ontology annotation, molecular function: G protein-coupled receptor activity. Lineage: Eukaryota; Metazoa; Chordata; Actinopteri; Perciformes; Serranidae. Gene Ontology annotation, biological process: phospholipase C-activating G protein-coupled receptor signaling pathway; positive regulation of Rho protein signal transduction. The record is from RefSeq and is a predicted model, not a curated record. Gene Ontology annotation, cellular component: membrane. Bases 303 to 1256 code for a protein of 317 amino acids. The transcript has 2 exons.
GUACCAUUCUGGUUUGCAUAAUUUCUCUCCCAUGAAAAGGGUGGAUCAAAGGUUACUAAAAACCUCUGACUGCUCGACUGAAUCUAGCAGGACACAGAGGUGGAAAUAAUGCAAAAAGCGAAGAUGCAAAGGAUGUUCACAGGACGUGACACAGUAUGCUAUCUGAUGAGACGAUAUUUAUCAUGGUGUUCACUGAAACUAGUCACACGCUUUCAAUAUGAGUAGACACGAUAAAUGGGAAACCGCAAAAAAAUAACUCACUGUGAAAAACUGCUGCAAGCAUCAAGGUUGAUACGCUAAGGAUGUCCAACAACAGCCAGAUGACUGGGAUACAUGGAAAUACUUCACUUCUCUGUGGAAAUGACCCUGUGUAUUAUACAAAUACCAUGGGUAUUGUGGUGGACUGGGUGAUAUUCUUCGUGGGACUACCUGAAGUCUGCCUAGCCUGCUACGCUCUUCUGUGUCUACUCAAGAAGGACAAAGCCGCUCCAGUCUUUGCCAUAAACCUGCUCCUGUCAGAUCUCAUUCAGAUUGGGAUCACAGUCGUCUUUAUCAUAAGUCGUUUUUUUGAUGCCACCUUCCACCCCUUCGUCAGGGCCCGCUGCAUCGCACGACUGUUUGUCCGCCUGGGACUGACCUCCAGUUUGGGUUUCAUGCUGCUGAUUUCUGCAGAGAGGUAUUUAUUGGUGUCCUGUCCAGUGUGGUACCGCACUAUGAACACUGCAAAGUUAUCCAUCCUGAUCUCAGUUUGCACGUGGAUCUUUUCACUGGCCUACUCCUCUUUGGAUUAUAUCUUCUUGAUUCACACCAGAUUCUCCUUGUUGCUGUUUUCCAUCAUCUGCCUCCUCCCUGCCCCAUUUCUUCUGGGUUUCUUCAUAGCCACGUGGAAAGCCCUCAACAAGAGCACAGCCAUGAGACAUGAGAAGAAGAACAGGAGGAGAGUUUUGGGGGUUCUGAGCCUGGUAUUGGGGACAUAUAUAGUUUUGUUCUUCCCCUUCUGUUUCAGAAACCUCUACUAUGCUCUCAAAGGUGAUAAUGCCUCAGACAAGGAGGACACUUUCAGGGAUUUUUCCAGUGUUUUGACCAGUGCUCUGGUCUAUCUUAGUCCUCUGAUAGAUGCUUUAAUCUAUAUUUUCAUCAGGAGGGACAUAAGGGACACAGUGGAAGCAUUUCCCUGCUGCAAAAAGCCUCUGACAAAGCUCAGAGAGUUUCAGGACAAGCUAACAGACACUUCCCAGGCAGAGACAGCUUUAUAAUUAAUUUGAUAAGUGGUUUAAAAAGGGAACUGCAUCUCUGGGGGAGUUUUUCAUCACACCCCUUGCAUGGUGACUUAGACUGAAUCAUCUCCUUCUCGCAAGUUAUGCCUAACUGCAUUGCAUUUCUGAACUGCCUCAUGAACCAGAGGUGUCCUACAUACAUAAAGUCCUAUCUCACAAAGUAGGAAAAUUAAGUCAGCUGUAAAACCCAAACCACUAUAAUCAUGCUCCACAAGUUUCUUAUUUCAAGAUAUUUGUGAACACACACAAUCACAUUGUCUGAACAAUUGAAGAUGUCUUUGAGCACAAGCUGAAGUUUUCUAGGGAGACAUUAGCCGACUUGUGAAUUAAUAUAAAUGUCUUUGCUUGUUACAUGUUUUUACUGUUAGUUGAUUUUUACUUUUACUUGAUUGUUUAAAAAACAACAUGUACUUUAUCUACAUCUGCGGUUAAAGUAAUUAUUAAAAUGAUCGAGUGGAAAUUUGCCCUAUUUAAAUAUAAGGUACUCAAGCUAAUUGCAACAAUUUCUGUCUUUGGGAGACACCUAGUGGCUUUACUGAUGUAAAACCACAGCACCCGUCAGCCAUGGUGUGCCAGGAGACGUGGUGGUGAAUUGAUAAGACAAUGCGUCCAAUCAACAAAAACAAAAGAUUGUCAAGUUGGAAAAUUGUCCAAGCAACAAGAUGUUCUUUAACCAGGCUGCCGGUCCUGCCACAGCUCCAUCUUUAGCUGACAGAUACCAUAGUGGGCUGCUCCUGUGACACUGCAGGCUACUGAUGUACCCUGCACAAAAGACUGUAACACUCUCAAGCAGACUCAUGUGGUGCAGCUGAACUGCAGAGGAGGAAGUGGGUGACUUAUCUUAACCAAGAUAAUUAAGUUGUAGACACUGAUAUGCCAUCACCACAGUUGGUCGCCUUUCAGCAACAGAUACAGUGGGCUGAGUAAAUGAAUGAGUGAUCACUGUAAAAAUGCCCUAACAGAUUUAGGACUUUUUUGGUUUUGGGUGAAAUGUUCCGCCACCUAUAGAAUGGAUUGACAUGAAAUUUGGUGCAGAUAUUCCUGAUCCCCAGAGGAUGAAUCCCGAUGGCUUUAGCGAUCCUGUGACUUUUUCCCUAACAGAUGUCAAUCAUUCUCUGUAGAUGGGACACCAUAGUCCACCUACAGAGAGGUAGGUGAACAAAGAACUAAUAUCCUACCUGAAGACCUAACUCGAUGAGAAUACUGACAAACUGCAUUUUCAUUUUGACACCAAAACGACAUGCUGACAUGUUAAAGAAAAUGCAAUAGACUGGGGCGCUUUUUACCUUAUCACAUUGAAUAUUGUCAACUGUACAGCAGACUAAAGCUUGAUUCAUGCCUAGUGCAUUCACAAGUGUUUUCAUGGCCAAAGAGAUGUCACAGAAUCAAGUACAUCCUUUGUGGGGGUCUUGUACAGUGUGUUUUCGCCUGUCCAUGCACAUCCAAAAUUUUCUAACAACCUGGACGCAUGUUAACGCAGGUUUUUGAUACAAUGCAUCCUACUAUUUGGGAGAAUAUCAGUUUGCAGUGAAGAAAAACUUGCACGGAGUAUAAAAGAUCCAAAUGUUUCUUCACGUGGAAAGCACAACUGAGGCUUAAGUCCUUAAAAAGGAAAUGUGAAAUCCCGUUAUCAUUUUCAAACUGUUAUAAAAUGGCAUUUUUGUUUUAAGUUAAAUAUUACUUUGCACAAAUGGAAAGUCAGGUUUAUACUGCAUUUUUAUGUUCAAAUUUGAAUUAACAUUUGAAUAUUGCCCACUUUAAAACGGGGUAUGAAUUUGAAAAUUAAAUAUCAAACAGUUUUUCCAUGUUUAUUUCAUUAUGGUCAUAGAACGCCCAUGCAAGUAUGUGAAAAUAAAAAUACAAAAUGGAUUAUUGCAUUUUCAUUUUUACUGAAAUAACACAUAUGAAACCACAUUUUCACUUAAAAGUUUAAAUGAUCAUUUUAAUAAAGUCCUCUAUGAGCUUCCAUACAAGUCAGACUAGAUUUUAAAUGUGAUUAUCUUACUGAUUUAAAAAUGCAUAUAUUUUUGCAGUGAUCCAUAACAAACCCAGGUGGGAUGCUAUAGCUAUUCAUUGGAAUGUAUACACCCUUCAGACCUAUUUUUUGGCUUUAUUCAUUUCUAUUAAGUUGCUGUAUAUUGUCUCCAGUUGACCAAAAUGUGAUGGGAAGAGGUCCAAGUACCUGCUUUUGACUGUGAAGAUGGUUGCACUAGAUGACAAUCAGAGUAAUUCUGGCUGUUAAAUUAGACACAAAAUAGCUAAUUAAAGACUGGCAUGAGAACCCACUGCAUCCUUAUACCACGUACAAUGCCAAU